ACUUUCCCCUUUUCUUUUCGCCACCGUAUACUCCCUCCCUCUCUCGUCUCGCGCGCGUUCUCUCUCUCUCACCCAUGAAUCCUCCACUCCACUAAAAAAAUCCUUGUAAACCCAGACCUAAACUACGGUGUUCUAACGAUUUAAGCUCAAAGGUCAUGUGCUCAAGCUUGGAGGAGAUCAUUCUCGGUGGUUUUCAACCAAAACAACUUAGGGCUUGGCUUGGAACUUAGGGUUUUGUUCAAAACUAUUGAGUACACAGUCUCCAAUUUUCAAUCAUCUGUUGACAUGAAUACAUGAGGAGUUUGCUUUGUGGGACAAUGUUAAAACUUUUAUACCCCAGAUUGUGUGCACUUGGAGGUGAUAAAAUUAGCCGUUGCCUUUAUGAACAAACCAGUCGUUUUCACAGUGGACAGCCCCUUUUUCUGCCAAGAAGCUUUUUCGGCGUGGAGGAUUAUCUGGAUGAUGACAACAGCCGGCCAUACACUUACCAGAAGGGGAAGAAGUCAAAGAAUCCAGACAAGCAUGUCUCAUUCAAACAGCGUACAAUAGCUUACAUGGAACCAUUCACACUUGAUGUCUUCAUUUCUAAGCGCUUUGUCUCAGCCUCACUCACACACAGGGUAACAAGCAAGCAGGUCGCAGUUGCUGGUACCAACUCUAACGACAUCAAGGCAAUGCUCAAGUCCCGGUCGGAUAUACCCGCUUGUUUGGCAGUUGGGCGAAUUUUAUCAGAGAGAGCAAGAGAAGCUGAUGUGUACACUGCUUCUUAUACUCCGAGGGAGAGGGACAAGUUUGAAGGAAAGAUUAGAGCGGUUGUCCAGUCUCUCAUUGACAAUGGUAUUGAUGUCAAAGUCUAUCUUGAUUGAACCGGUUCUUUCUUUCUUAUUUUGCCUUUAUUUUAUUUUAGCUUUAUUGGCACCCUCCGUAGGUGGACAUCAUCCUUCUGUCACUGUUGUAGCCCCCUUUCCUUUUGUAUAUCCUAGAAGAGUAGCAUGUCAGCUUCCUUAGCAACUAUUUUUAAUGUAAAAUGGAAAUUCCCUCUC
Rhododendron vialii is the source of this 1043-nucleotide messenger RNA. RefSeq lists its product as uncharacterized. Gene Ontology annotation, cellular component: ribosome. Gene Ontology annotation, molecular function: 5S rRNA binding; structural constituent of ribosome. Gene Ontology annotation, biological process: translation. The transcript is spliced from 4 exons. The record is from RefSeq and is a predicted model, not a curated record. The coding region runs from base 294 to 866 and encodes 190 amino acids. NCBI's taxonomy places the organism in Eukaryota, Viridiplantae, Streptophyta, Magnoliopsida, Ericales, Ericaceae.